Pediculus humanus corporis (human body louse) is the source of this 1341-nucleotide messenger RNA. RefSeq names its product UBX domain-containing protein, putative. Bases 1 to 1341 code for a protein of 446 amino acids. Gene Ontology annotation, cellular component: cytoplasm. Lineage: Eukaryota; Metazoa; Arthropoda; Insecta; Psocodea; Pediculidae. The transcript is spliced from 5 exons. The record is from RefSeq and is a predicted model, not a curated record. Gene Ontology annotation, molecular function: protein binding.
AUGAUUGACAAAAUUCGAAAACUUUUAAAGAACAAAAAAACUGAUGCUGCUUUUAAAAGGGCUGGUCCAGGUUACAGAUUGAAUGAACCAUCUGAUUACUCAAGAAGUAAUCAUAGUGGGGCUUCGAGUUGUGGCAGUAGUAGUGGUAGCAGUGCUAGUGUUCAGCCCUCAUCCACUAGAAAAGAACUGACUGAAGAAUCAAAAAAUGCUGCCGAGGCAGCAUUGGCCAGAUGGGAUAAACAAAAAAAUGUGGGCAAAAAGUCAAUGGCUACAAUUAAAGCCCAGGUAAGACAAGAAUUAGAAGCAGAAAAACGUGUUCAUACUGCAUCUGCUGCUACACAUAGUAAAAGCAAACCAGAGAUUGAAUUGGAAGGUUCUCCUCUUUUAGCUGUACAAGGUGUUUUUUUUGAAUGUCCUUUAUUAGGACCUGAUGUACUCACAAAAGAAGAAUGGAAUCAUAAAAUUAGAGAAUUUCUAUACAAUGAAUUAGAAGAAGAAAAAGGACUUAUUGCUUGUCUUAUAAUUCACACUUUAAAUUAUAAUCGAGAAAAGGUAGCUACAUGUGUGAACACAAUUGUAAAAUAUUUAGAAAACAUUUUAAAAUAUCCAGAUGAGGAAAAAUAUCGAAAAAUUCGCAUGAGUAACAAAGUAUUUUGUGAAAAAGUUCAGCCAGUCGAAGGUGCACUACUUAUUUUAGAAGCUGCAGGUUUUGAGGUUAAAGAAGAAGUUUCAAAUGAGGGAACUGUUGAAAAUUAUUUGGUUUAUCCUAUCGAAAAAUUACCUGAUGCACCGGAAGUUUUUGAAAUUUUAAUUGAUGGUCUUAAAAAUGCAGAACCCAUUACUCUGGAACUUCAUAGAAAUUUACAAGUACUACUUCCUACCCAAGCAAAAGAAAGAAAUGAAUUGCCUGCAUCAUUCUACAAUCUGACUGUGGAAGAAAUAAAAAAGGAACAAUUUUUAAGAGCAGAAGAAGUUGAAAGAAAUCUAACUCUAAGAACUAAGGCAAUGCGUGAGAAGGAUAAUAUUCAAGAAAUAAGAAGAUACAAGUUUGCAUUAAUUAGAGUUCGUUUCCCUGACGGAAUUCUCCUCCAGGGUACUUUUGGAGUAUAUGAAAAAGUUUCUUCUAUUAUAACUUUUGUAAAAGAAACUUUGGAUGAUGAAAAUUUAGGAUUUACUCUUACAACUCCUGAUGGACAACACUUGGUUCCUGAUUCAGAGGCCACACUUUUAGAUUUUAAGUUAGUGCCUGCUGCUAUUAUAAUUUUUACUCCUGAUACUUCUAAAAAAACAUACUUCAAAGCAGAAAUUCUUACUUUAAUUGAAUCUUUAACAUUAUCAUAA